ACAGAGACCAGAUAUACCCAUUACAUAAAGCAUUAGCUACCCAUUAGUUAUUGACGAAGGUUUAGCACUUACCACUACUUAGCAGCAGCAAUAGCUCGUGAGUCUUUGUUGCUAUUAUCGAUUCGUGGCUGUAAAUUUCUAAUGAUGGCUUCCUCAUUCUCCUCUGUUGUUGUUCCUUCGAUGGCGUCCUUCAGCGCCUUCCCUUCUCCAUCCUCAUCUCCACUUCUCUUUCCCUUCAAACACAGCAAUCGUUUAAUGAUGGGUUACCAAAAAACAGCUCGUCCGGUGGCGCUUAACUGUUCUUCUUCUGAAAUAAGUCCAUUAUCUGACCCAAUGCAUAUCAGGCAGCCUCAAAUGUCUACUGUGACGCCUUUUGGGCUGAAAAUGGAUGAAGCUGGAAUGUCCAAGCCUUCGUAUAAAUGGCAAAGGGUGCUGCUUAAAGUUAGUGGAGAAGCACUUGCUGGUGAUCAGAAACAAAAUAUUGAUCCGAAGGUUACAAUGGCCAUUGCAAGGGAAGUGGCAUCUGUGACUCGGCUUGGCAUUGAGGUCGCUAUUGUGGUUGGUGGUGGGAACAUUUUUCGUGGAUCUUCUUGGGCGGGCUGUAGUGGUCUGGACCGUUCAUCUGCCGAUUACAUUGGGAUGUUAGCAACUGUUAUGAAUGCAAUUUUUCUGCAAGCAACAAUGGAGAGCAUUGGCAUUGCAACACGGGUCCAGACUGCAUUCCGCAUGUCUGAAGUGGCAGAGCCUUACAUUAGAAGAAGGGCUGUCAGGCAUUUGGAGAAAGGACGGGUGGUGAUCUUUGCAGCAGGGACUGGGAACCCAUUCUUCACAACAGAUACUGCAGCAGCCCUCCGUUGUGCAGAAAUUAAUGCAGAGGUUUUGCUGAAGGCUACAAAUGUUGAUGGGGUCUAUAAUGAUGACCCUAGGCAUAAUCCAAGUGCUUGCCUCUUAGAAAAUGUAAGCUAUCAGGAUGUGACAUCAAAGGAUCUUUCAGUGAUGGACAUGACGGCAAUAACUUUGUGUCAAGAAAACAACAUUCCUGUUGUUGUCUUCAAUCUAACAAAGCCUGGUAAUAUCUCCAAAGCCAUUAUGGGAGAGAAAGUUGGCACUUUGAUUGGGAGGUCUUGGAAUGAACUCGCUUCAAAGAUGUGAACGCAGGACUUCUCAUCCUAGUGGUUGGGGUGACCAUUUUUAAGUUUUACCGUGACUUGUAGUUUUGAAUUUGCUGACAGUGUUUAUAUGGCUUUUGAGGGCUAACUGAACCAACAUCGGAAUGAGGCUGAAGUGCAAGAUGAAAUUUGAUGGUUCUCUGAAUCUGGAGGAUUGGUUUUUACUAUCUCGUGUACUUGAUUCAGCACUGAUGAUGACAACUGACUAGUGAAGAGUGAUUACGUAAAUAACAAUAUAACUUCUAUAGAGCUACUAGGUUUAUUGUCUGAAACUUAUUUGAAGCAUUCCAUUCUGAAAAGAAGAUUUUGUAUUUGGUUUGCUUUAGGACUUUAUUUUGGAAACUGUCUUCUUGAGAACAAUAAAAUUUGCAUUUGAAUUGUUCCCUCA
Molecule: messenger RNA, 1557 nt
Organism: Macadamia integrifolia
Lineage: Eukaryota; Viridiplantae; Streptophyta; Magnoliopsida; Proteales; Proteaceae
Product: uridylate kinase
Exons: 7
Coding region: 142-1152 (336 amino acids)
Biological process (GO): UDP biosynthetic process
Cellular component (GO): cytoplasm
Molecular function (GO): UMP kinase activity
Source: RefSeq, a predicted model, not a curated record